AUGGGUGCUGCCAGCGAGGCUCAGCUUGGCCUACCGCCGCUGCGUAGGCCGUCGUUUUUGCAGCGACACGCACGCCUGCUCAAAUGCAUCCUCGCCUUUCAAUGCGCCCUGACCUUUGUGCUGCUGCACAUGACGGGCUACCCGCUCAUUUCCAACCUCUCUCUCGAUCAUUCUUCGACAAAAGCUGCGCCAUCUCUUUCGCACACAGUCGGUGCAUCUGGCGACAACGAUGCCUGCCCGCAGGUACCUCCGUUUGAGCUUCCGUCAACCAACGGCAGCUCCAACGGCGACAUCGAUCUGCCGUCGGACAUGGUCCUCGCUCGGCUGCUGUCGGGAGCCGUGCAGGUGGACACCUCCGUCGGCGAUGACUGGCCCACCGUGCAGCAGGAUCCGGCUCGAUGGGAGGCGGUGUUCGCUCCUCUGCACGCCUACUUGCGCACUGCGUUCCCGCUGGUGCAUGCGCCCGACUCGCGCGUGCGUCUCGAAAAGGUCAACGAGUGGGGACUGGUGUACACACUUCCGGGCGCCGACGAAUCGCUGCCCCCGCUUGUGCUCAUGGCGCACCAGGACGUCGUGCCCGUCGAGCCCGAGACCGUGGGCGCUUGGACGCAUGCACCGUUCUCGGGCUUCAUCGACCACGACCACGGCCUCGUGUGGGGACGCGGCGCGAGCGACUGCAAGGCGUCGCUCGUCUCGAUCCUCGCCACGCUCGAGAGCGUUCUGCGCUCCGGCUACCAGGCGCAGCGCACCGUGGUCGCCUCGUUCGGGUUCGACGAAGAGAGCUCCGGCACGCAGGGCGGCGAGAAGCUCGCGGCGUUCCUCGAGACGCGCUACGGCAAGGACGGCGUGGCACUCAUCGUCGACGAGGGCGGAAGUAUCGAGCUUGGCCUCGGCAUGGCUGUUGCGGCACCGACUGUGGCCGAGAAGGGAUACCUCGAUGUGAGGGUCACCGUGCACACUCCUGGUGGGCACUCGUCAGCGCCGCGCAAACACACGUCCAUCGGCCUGCUUGCGCAACUCAUCACUGCCAUCGAGUCGGAUCCGUACGAACCGGUGCUGGAUGUGACGCACACCGACAAGGUGCAUCCGGGGCUGCAGUAUCUGCAGUGCACACGGGAUGCGCCCAAGGCAGAUGCCAAGCUGUCGGCCGCGCUGAAGAAGCUCGCUGGUCUGCAGCGCAAGCACACGAAGCGCGCGAAACGCAAGGUGCAGAAGCAGGCGGAUAAGGUGCUUGGGCUCAUGUCGCGAUACCAACGGUUUGGAUUCCAGACGACCCAGGCGGUCGACCUCAUCGCGGGUGGCGUCAAGAUCAAUGCACUGCCCGAACAGGCAUCGGCGGUGAUCAAUCACCGUAUUGACAUCACCUCGUCCACAGCGGCGGUGCGCGAGCACGUACACGCUGUCCUUCGACCCGUAGCUGAUCGUCUGGGGCUGAGUGUCGAGGGUAAUGGCAGUGCAUGGUCGACGGUGGUCGCUGCGUCCAAAGGGCAUGCCGAGGGAAGGGUGGUGUUGUCGGAUGCGUUUGAAUCCGCACUCGAGCCCGCACCGUAUACGCCGCUGGAUGGUGCGCCGUGGAAGCUGCUACAGGGCACAAUCCGCGCCGUGUGGCCUGGGAUCCUAGUGGCGCCGGAUGUCAUGGGCGGAAACACCGACACAAAGAGCUACUGGAACCUCACGCGCCACAUCUUCCGCUUCAGCCCAGGCUCCGACCGACCCUUCCCCAUCAAAGGUGGCGACGAAAACAUCCAUACCGUCGACGAAGCCACUCCCAUCCAUGCGCUCGUCAAGGCCACCCAGUUCUACACACUCCUCAUCCAAGCCGUCGGCACGACUGAUCUGUAA
Molecule: messenger RNA, 1842 nt
Organism: Moesziomyces antarcticus
Lineage: Eukaryota; Fungi; Basidiomycota; Ustilaginomycetes; Ustilaginales; Ustilaginaceae
Product: carboxypeptidase S
Exons: 1
Coding region: 1-1842 (613 amino acids)
Cellular component (GO): fungal-type vacuole lumen
Molecular function (GO): metallocarboxypeptidase activity
Source: RefSeq, a predicted model, not a curated record